Messenger RNA from Phaethon lepturus (White-tailed tropicbird), 627 nucleotides. Its product is annotated as heterogeneous nuclear ribonucleoprotein L. The record is from RefSeq and is a predicted model, not a curated record. Gene Ontology annotation, biological process: mRNA processing; regulation of RNA splicing. Gene Ontology annotation, cellular component: nucleus. Lineage: Eukaryota; Metazoa; Chordata; Aves; Phaethontiformes; Phaethontidae. The transcript is spliced from 5 exons. The annotation marks the transcript as partial. Gene Ontology annotation, molecular function: mRNA binding.
GAGAACUAUGAUGACCCCCACAAGACGCCUGCCUCCCCCGUGGUGCACAUCCGGGGGCUGAUCGACGGCGUCGUGGAGGCCGAUCUCGUGGAGGCCCUGCAGGAGUUUGGCCCCAUCAGCUACGUGGUGGUGAUGCCCAAGAAAAGACAAGCCUUGGUGGAGUUUGAGGAUAUCCUCGGAGCCUGCAAUGCUGUUAAUUAUGCAGCUGACAACCAGAUCUACAUUGCUGGUCAUCCUGCCUUUGUCAACUACUCCACCAGCCAGAAGAUAUCGCGCCCCGGGGACACGGAUGAUUCCAGGGGUGUCAACAAUGUCCUGCUCUUCACCAUCCUCAACCCCAUCUACUCCAUCACGACGGACGUGCUGUACACCAUCUGUAACCCCUGCGGCCCUGUGCAGAGGAUUGUUAUCUUCAGGAAAAAUGGUGUCCAGGCCAUGGUGGAGUUUGACUCGGUGCAGAGCGCCCAGCGAGCCAAGGCAUCCCUCAAUGGGGCUGACAUUUACUCCGGGUGCUGCACGCUGAAGAUCGAAUACGCCAAGCCGACACGCCUCAACGUCUUCAAGAACGACCAGGAUACCUGGGACUACACCAACCCCAACCUCAGCGGACAAGGUAAUCUCCGAUGA